GUUGUGCAUCUCCCUACUGAUCUCUGUUUGAAAAGCUCUGAAUAGCUCUCUUUUCGCCACCGCAUAAUGACGGCUCGAUUGACGUCAUGGCAGAUACACGUGCGCAGAAGUUAAUCAAUGGGUUGAUAACAGUGGGACUCAAAACCAAGCGAUGCUUCCCCUGAAAAGUAGCUGCUACCUCGAGCAUUGUGAUUCUUAACGAGUUUAAACCAUUCCGAGUGUUAAAAUGAUCACUGGUGCAAAGUCUGAACGUGCUGCGUCCACCUAAUUUGCAUGGUAAUGUGUCAACUUCUAAACACGUUCUUGACUUGCACGACUUCAGUAGAAACAGGUAGGAUUGUCUUUUGAAAGACAAACAUGACUAGCGAACUGCCCAGACUCUGUGAGAAUGAUGAUUUCGACAAUUCUGAUGAGAGUGAAAGACCUUCCGGGGAGAGAUGGGCCCCGGUUGGAGCAAAUGAUGGGGAUAAUGACUUUGGCGACGAGUUCAAGUACUCCAACAGCAUGGAAAAUCUAUCCUGUGACAUGGACAGGCUCAAAGUUCUCGAGGAAGAGCAGGAGAUGCUUAAUUCAUCCCUGAUUGCUCUAACUACUCACUUUGCGCAGGUCCAAUUUCGAUUGCGUCAAAUUGUUGAUGCUCCAGCUGAAGAGAAGGAGGGUCUACUUAAAGAAUUGGAAGAGUUUGCCUUUAGGGGAAUUCCUGAUGUCCCCAGUAAUCUACCUUUUGAGAGUCAACGGAUUACAUCGACUUCUCCACUGUCCCAAAAGCAAAGUAAUGGAGCUGUAUGUGACUUGGAAGUAGAGUCUAAAAUGGCAAUGCAGAGAUCUAAGCAGAGAGAGUUAAUAAACCAACUGAAGUCGCAAUUGGAAGAUCUUGAAAAGUAUGCCUAUGAGACAGGAGGGGCUGAUUUGCCUCAGAGCGUAAUAAUGGAACGUCAGAGUUUAAUAAUAAAUCAUCUUAAGGAAAAAUUAAACUUCAAUGUGGAUGAUCUCUGUAAAUUGCCAUUGGAUGAUUUGCGUUGGCAAGUUGACUAUGCCUUCAGUCAGAUUGUCAGUCCACUCAAGAUGAAGGAACAACUGGUGUCACAGUUGAAGACUCAGAUCGUGGACUUGGAGCGCUUCAUCAAUUACCUCCAGGGUGAAGUUAGCACCGAUAGCCUAGCCUGUACCUGUGCCUGUCCUGUGCAUACAAGUGGAUCAGCUGCAGCCUCUUCCUAUGCAGGAAGAUCUUUUCAGAGGAGACCUCUGGAGGAGGAGGAUCGGACUAAGACUCUGAACACUGUCAGAAAAGUAAUGGCGCUACUGCAUAUGUUUUUGAUGUCGCAAUUGGGUUGCGGCAGUGAAAGGAUACGCCGUAAUUUUAAGAAAAACUCGAUGUACAAUUGGCGAGACCUAAGGGCCAGGUUAGAUAUCGCUGUAGAACACGUGCUGGAAACCGUCUCUGAGAGCAAUUCUCAAGAGCAAGAGGAUGAGGAUGAGGCAGUCGAUGAUAACGACAAUGAUAAUGAUUACACCUCUGAUUCGGAUUCUCCCUCGAGUCGAUGCGAUGCUAAAUUAACUUCUGCAGUCAGAAAACAUCUGGCAGUUUGCAUUCGUGACUUGAUGCAACACGGCUUAACGUUUGAUCGACGAGCAACUAGUGUUGUGCCUUUUGUGGGUUGUUUUCCCCAAAGAGGUCCCACGUCUAGUAGUUCUAUGCACGCCUGGGAACUCAUUUUAAAGUAUUACGAGAUCAAGAAUGGGCAUCGUUAUAAUUCUAGUCCAGCACAAAAGCUUUCUCAAAGUUUCAACUUGGAUCUUGUUGGAGAGAGUUCUGUUUCUUCUAAGCAGAGUUUACUGACGACCAUUGGAAAUAUCAUAGCUUCUCACACGCCCUACAAAAGGAGUCACGAUUCUCAUUUCAAAGCAUUCGUUUGUGCAGCGCUAAACUUAAAGAAGUUGGUGGCAUGGUUAAAGCUGAUCCUACAAUGUCAGUAUUUAUUGGAAAAUCACUACACGUCCUGGAGUUAUGUCGUCAAAACAGGCUUUCAGGAUGCUUUUCACACUCUCGACCGAUUAACCAGUUACAAGUUCGAUUUGCCCGUCGAUCUGGCUGUACGACAAUUCCAAAAUAUAAAAGAUGCAUUCUGAGUAACUGUGCUUCGAGCGAUUUCGUUAGGCGAUUCCAGUAUUCAUCAAGACAACACUUAUAUUCAUUAAGAGUCGAGAGACUGAUCGUGUUCAGGAUUCUGGCCGGGACGCAAUAAGAUAAAGGACAAACGUAGGUAGAGGAUAAAUCUCUGCACCUUGUGGAAGGUUUUACUGGGCGCAUUGAACUUUCUCCACUUUAAGGAAAUGGGUAAUAGUAAUCAGGAAUGUAUUAUAAUCAAAGGUGAAAAUGAACUGUAUAUCACGAAGCAUAAAGGGUAAACGUUCGCUUUUUAUAAACCUAAUCAUUUGAAAAAUUAGUUCCUUUAAGAAGAAUGUGCAUAUAUAAUAUAUUUAUGAAGCAAAA
Molecule: messenger RNA, 2494 nt
Organism: Cephus cinctus (wheat stem sawfly)
Lineage: Eukaryota; Metazoa; Arthropoda; Insecta; Hymenoptera; Cephidae
Product: RUN domain-containing protein 1
Exons: 9
Coding region: 358-2130 (590 amino acids)
Source: RefSeq, a predicted model, not a curated record